CAAAAUUGUCAACAAUUGGUUUCGCAUUUUCGCUUGCCAUAAAUUCUCUAAACAAUACAACACCACCGACUGACAGAUACAGCUUUGCUAAGAGAUGGCGAUGGCGAUGGUCCGAGCUGCUGGGCUUCAGACCGCCCUGCGCGGCGGCUCUCGAUCAGCUGCUCCUCUAAAGCGCUCCUUCUCCUCCUCUGCUGGACACAACGAUGCUCGUGAGGCGGACAAGUGGGAGAAGAUAACUUACUUAGGCAUUGCUGCCUGCACUAUUUUAACUUUUGUUAACCUGUCAAAGCCGCAUCCUCACUAUGAACCGCCUCCUCCAUACCCAUACUUGCAUAUCCGCAAUAAGGAAUUCCCAUGGGGAGGGGGAGGGUGUCAAGUAGUCGACAACCGGCACUCAGUUCUUAUGUCGAAUCAUUAGACUUGGACCGCUUGGAUCUAACAGAAGACAUAACACAAAACCGAGCCCAGUGACGUUCUGGGAUUUCAUAUAGCCGACCCCACUUAGUGGGAUAAGGCUUUGUUGUUGUUGGUGGUGUGUUUUAAAUAUAUCUUUCAUUUGAUUGCUACAUCUGGCAUCACAUUCUAAAACAUUGUAUUCACCUUAGCCAUUAUUUUUCAUCUUGGUUUUCGUUAGUACCAGUAUGUCUAGUGAAGAACAGGUCGUUCGGGUAGUAGUAGGAGCAUGUUUGAAUUGUUUUCACGACCUUAGAUGUCUUUUGAUAAUUUGGAAAAAAAAAA
This is a messenger RNA of Malus domestica (apple), 738 nucleotides long. Its product is annotated as cytochrome c oxidase subunit 6a, mitochondrial-like. NCBI's taxonomy places the organism in Eukaryota, Viridiplantae, Streptophyta, Magnoliopsida, Rosales, Rosaceae. The record is from RefSeq and is a predicted model, not a curated record. Gene Ontology annotation, biological process: mitochondrial electron transport, cytochrome c to oxygen. Gene Ontology annotation, cellular component: mitochondrial inner membrane. Gene Ontology annotation, molecular function: enzyme regulator activity.